This is a messenger RNA of Malurus melanocephalus (red-backed fairy wren), 1346 nucleotides long. It is a transcript of the gene SERTM2, whose product is annotated as serine rich and transmembrane domain containing 2. The record is from RefSeq and is a predicted model, not a curated record. NCBI's taxonomy places the organism in Eukaryota, Metazoa, Chordata, Aves, Passeriformes, Maluridae. Gene Ontology annotation, cellular component: intracellular membrane-bounded organelle. The transcript has 2 exons. The coding region runs from base 932 to 1207 and encodes 91 amino acids.
CUCCCCUCGGCGCCGGCAGCUCGGCUCGUUCCCUGCCUGUUGCCUGCCGAGGGAGGCACCGGCUGCUGCCACCGAGGGAAGGCUCUCGCCCCUUGUCCGCUGCCUGCCAAGGAUGAUGCUGCUCCGGUGACAUCCCGGCAUCGGAGCGAGAGCCAUCCCCGCCGCGGGGACCAGGGGAGGAAAAGUGCCCUGGGCUGAAAGGACAGUCCCGACUCCAUCCAGCAGCACGACAGCAAAUCCUUCCUGCACACAUCCCACCGCCCGGGAGAUGCUCCCAGAGCGAUCCCAGCCUGAAGCGGGGACUCUGCUGCCUCAUCCCAACACCGCUGCCUGCUCGGAAAGAAAGCUGACUUUUUGACUGUCCCUAAUGAGAAACUCAGAAAUCCGUGCUCCUUAAGCAAGUUUCAGCAGCCCUGAAUUAGGAGAGAAGGGAUCCCCCAGAAGUCUGACAAAGCAGGAAACAACCUUCCCCAGCUCACCCAAGGAUAAUCCMCCUGCUGUGGCAGAAGCUGGCAGAAAGCUGAUUGCUCAGUCUGCCUGGAAAACAACGCUAGAAACACCAAAGCUGUGCAAACCUUGGCAGCUCAGUUUGAGAGAAGGACCAAAGCUUUUCCCCUGCCAAAGGAGGUGACUUACCAAAAGGAGGCCCAAAGCAUUUUUAGGACAAAAUCAAACCAGAAGGAAGUGUGAAGCACAAGUGUAAUGCUCGUUGUCAUUAUGACAGCAACUUGCAAACCGGUUUGCAAAGGCUUGUCCCUGCUUUAACUGCGUGAACAGGAGCCUUCGUACCGAGAGCAUGGAGCAUCUCCUGCUGCAGCCAUCCUGCCAUCUGUGCUAAGKUUCCUCUCCUGACCUCCUUUGUGAGUCUGCUGAGGGGAGACAGGAGAUCUGAGGGUAAAUAGGGAAAAUGGACCAAAGCUGACAGAAAGCAAUGACUGAGAUUUAUUUCAAAUUCCGUGGGAACCUGACUGGCCGUGUCCACCUUCCAACUCUGGCUACGGAAGUAGACACAACAGCAGAUAAAUAUUCCAGCCUCUACGUGUACGUGGGAUUGUUCCUAACCCUYCUGGCCAUCCUCCUCAUCCUGCUYUUCUCCAUGCUCCUGCGCCUGAAGCAUGUUGUGUCCCCCAUCACCUCCCCAGAGGGCACUGAGAACRUCCAGCGGUUCACAGAUGUGGAAAUGCACAGCAGGAUCCCCAGCACUUAGGGAGCCCAAAGCAAAGAGGGCUCCRUGCUUGGGAAAUGUGUUUUGUUCAGCCAAAGGUGGUGGGAAGAAGCUCUGACUGCCUGUUGAGCCCCACAGCCCUCAGCAGCAGCAGUACAGAUCAUCUGGAGAGCGCUGACAU